Messenger RNA from Gadus chalcogrammus (walleye pollock), 862 nucleotides. RefSeq names its product TCF3 (E2A) fusion partner (gene tfpt). Bases 171 to 764 code for a protein of 197 amino acids. Gene Ontology annotation, molecular function: DNA binding. The transcript has 7 exons. Gene Ontology annotation, cellular component: Ino80 complex. Gene Ontology annotation, biological process: positive regulation of apoptotic process; apoptotic signaling pathway; apoptotic process. The record is from RefSeq and is a predicted model, not a curated record. Lineage: Eukaryota; Metazoa; Chordata; Actinopteri; Gadiformes; Gadidae.
ACCGGAAGUCGGCUCAACAAGACUUGCAAAAGAUCACGGCGCGAACGGAUGUUUUAGUUGGUUUUAUGAUUUGGGUUUAUUGCAAUGUUGACGUUAUCUAGUGUUAUAAAUAGUAAAAUAUAUAGAUGCUAUGAACACAUCAUCACGGGAUUUAAUCGGCUGAACAAAAUAUGAUGGAGGAUUUCUCCGGUUUGGCGCUGCCGCCUCUGUUCGGAGGGCACAUCCUGGAAGCAGAGCUGGAACCUGCUGGUGUCGAGUUAGGCCCAGGAGAGCAGGUGGAACUGGGCCCAGGAGACAGUGAGGUGUUGGAUGGAGUGCAUGAAGAUGAAGAAAAGAGAGCCCUUGAUAAACGGAAAUAUUUGGCUUUGAAUAAGAGGUGCAAAGAUAUUGAACAGGUAAAUCAGAAGAUUCUUGGUCGCCUACAACAAGUACAGAGAUUAUUACGGCGCAUGAGGAAAGAAAGACGGUUCCUGAUGAAAACUCUUGAUUCUCAUGGGGAUGAUUACAGGAAUUCUUACUUGACUAUACAUCUAGAGGAUGAGUCCACCGUCCCUCUAGAAUCAGCAACUGGACAGGAGGGGGACCGGAUUAAUGGUGCGUCUGGUUCUUCUGGUGCAGCACACCAUGGAGCCGGACCAAAGAAGAGGAGACAUCGCAUUCCAAAGCAGGAGAAGGAUAAAGACCCACAGACUGAGCCUGAUAUCCCAAUGUUGGAUGAAUCACCUUUUGGGGAAAUACCAAGUCCUACUCCCCUGUCUCACUGACAAGAGGUCCUCUCGCUAGAAUGUCUGAUUGUAAAGUUAAGAUGCCACUUAUUCAGCCAGGUUUUGUACUUGACUAGUGGCUACUUAUUCCAUUUGGU